Messenger RNA from Drosophila biarmipes, 4275 nucleotides. RefSeq names its product very low-density lipoprotein receptor (gene LpR1). The transcript is spliced from 13 exons. NCBI's taxonomy places the organism in Eukaryota, Metazoa, Arthropoda, Insecta, Diptera, Drosophilidae. Gene Ontology annotation, molecular function: protein binding; calcium ion binding. The coding region runs from base 407 to 3634 and encodes 1075 amino acids. The record is from RefSeq and is a predicted model, not a curated record.
CGACGGCGUCUGGUGUUUUCUUGUCAGUUUGAUAAGGCCACCUUGAGGCGGUGCAAAAACGAACACAAUCGCAACCGCUCUCAGCUCUCGAAUCGAAAUCGCUGGCAAUUCGCUUAAAUUUGCGGGCGAAUUCUCUAAACGAAUUCAGUUGAAAAAGGCGCGUUGUGCGAACCGGGCAUCAACGUUUUUUUAGCGGUUCAUUUUCAACACAAAAAAUAAACAAAAAAAAACAAAAACUCGGCAAACUCAGUCAAACAAGCCUCAUGUAAUUGAAACAUCCAAACGUAAAUUGUGAAUACUUUGUAAGAUCAAAGGAAAAGGUGUGAAGACCAAAGUAAAAAGUAAAGCAAGUGACUAAGACUAAAGCAAAGAAGAGCAAGACGAUAGACCAGUAAAAUACCAUACCAUGGCCAUAGAGUCACGCUCUACGGGCACUGCAAGUGAUACCACAAAACCCGCCACGAACUCAGCAAUAAGCCCCAAAUCUCCAGUAACACUCGGCAAAAGACGGGCCGAACAGCUGUUCCGCUGCGCCUGCGCCAAUUUCAAUCUACUGCUGCUGACUUUGAUACUCGGAUUCGGCAAAUGCUGCACAGCCACGCCCACGCCGCUCAGCCCACUCAGUACGCCCUCGACGGACCCGCCCACCGCUGCAGUUGGCCCACAUAGUCCCCGGACACUGGACGAGGGAGGGACGCUGAGCAAGCUGAUCGAUGGCAAGGCCUUCAUCAACAUGGGCUUCAAGUUCCUGAACGUUUCCGGAAAGAUUGGCACCCCCCUCGGCAUAGGGCAAUCCCUGGAGGCCAAGUGCGAUGAGAAGCAGUUCCAGUGCCACAGCGGCGACUGCAUCCCCAUUCGAUUCGUGUGCGACGGCGAUGCGGACUGCAAGGAUCACAGCGAUGAGCAGAUUAAGGAGUGCAAGUUCAUAGAGGCCACUUGCUCCUCGGACCAAUUCCGCUGCGGGAAUGGCAACUGCAUACCGAACAAAUGGCGCUGCGAUCAGGAGAGCGAUUGUGCCGAUGGCUCCGACGAGGCCAACGAGCUGUGCAUGAACGCCUGUCCCAACAACGAGUUCAAAUGCCACACGGUCGACCAGUGCAUUCCGCGCAGCUGGCUCUGCGAUGGCAGCAACGAUUGCCGCGACAAGUCCGAUGAGGCCCACUGCAGAGCCCGAACCUGUUCGCCGGAUGAGUACGCCUGCAAGAGCGGCGAGGGGCAGUGCGUUCCUUUGGCCUGGAUGUGCGACCAGAGCAAGGACUGCAGCGAUGGCUCCGACGAGCACAACUGCAACCAGACCUGUCGCGCCGACGAGUUCACCUGCGGCAAUGGGCGGUGCAUCCAGAAGCGGUGGAAGUGCGACCAUGACGACGACUGCGGCGACGGAUCCGACGAGAAGGAGUGCCCCGUGGUGCCCUGCGACUCCGUGGCGGAGCACACCUGCACCAACGGAGCCUGCAUCGCCAAGCGCUGGGUCUGCGACGGCGAUCCGGACUGCUCCGACGGCUCCGAUGAGCGGUCCUGUGCGAAUGUGACCAAGACGACCACGCCUUGCCUGCCGCACGAGUACCAGUGCAAGGACCGCAUCACCUGCCUGCACCACAGCUGGCUCUGCGAUGGUGACCGCGACUGUCCCGACGGCGAUGACGAGCACACGGCCAACUGCAAGAACGUCACCUGCCGGGCGGAUCAGUUCCAGUGCGGGGAUCGCAGCUGCAUCCCGGGUCACCUCACCUGCAACGGGGACAAGGACUGCGCCGAUGGCAGCGACGAGCGGGACUGCGGGUUGAGUCUCAGUCUGGGAGUGACCCAAGGGGCGUGCAACACCACCAGUGAAUUCGAUUGCGGAGGAGGUCAGUGCAUUCCGCUCUCGAAGGUCUGUGAUAAGCGAAAGGAUUGUCCGGAUGGCGAGGAUGAGCCGGCUGGCAAGUGUGGCAUCAACGAGUGUGCCUCCAAGAACGGGGGCUGCAUGCACCAGUGCGUGGAUCUGAAGGUGGGUCACCACUGCCAGUGCCACGAGGGCUAUACUUUAUCCCCUGACAAGCGGAACUGCCAGGACAUCAACGAGUGCGAUGCGCCCGGAAGGUGCUCCCAGAUCUGCGUCAACGAAAUCGGGGGCUUCAAGUGCGAGUGCGAGGCGGGCUACAUGAGGGAUCCCAAGAAUCACACCAGGUGCAAGGCCAGCGAAGGACACGCCUCGCUGCUCCUGGCCCGCCGUCAUGACAUCCGGAAGAUAGCCCUCGACCACAUGGAAAUGACGUCCAUUGUCAACAGUACAAAGGCAGCCACUGCCCUGGACUUUGUCUUCCGCACGGGCAUGAUCUUCUGGAGCGAUGUGACCACGCAGAGCAUCUACAAGGCUCCCAUCGAUGAGGGCAAUGAGAAGACGGUGGUGCUGACCAAAUCCUCGGUGACCUCGGAUGGUCUGGCUGUGGACUGGAUCUACAACCAUGUCUACUACACGGACACCCACAAGUGCACCAUCGAACUGACCAACUUCGAGGGCAGCAUGGGCAAGGUCCUGGUGGAGGACUCGCUGGACAUUCCGCGUUCCAUUGCGCUGGAUCCCAUCGAGGGCUGGAUGUACUGGUCCGACUGGGGCGCCUCUCCCCGCAUCGAAAGGGCGGGCAUGGAUGGCUCGCACCGCACCACCAUCAUUAGCUACGAUGUCAAGUGGCCCAAUGGCAUCACCUUGGAUCUGGUGCGGAAGCGCAUCUACUGGGUGGACGGAAAACUCAACGUCAUCUCGUCGGCGAACUACGAUGGCUCCCAGCGGAGCCAGGUUCUCUACUCCGGCGAGUACCUGCGGCAUCCCUUCUCCAUCACCACCUUCGAGGAUUACGUCUACUGGACCGACUGGGACAAGCAGGCGGUGUUCAAGGCCAACAAGUUCACCGGAGAGGAUGUGGAGCCUGUCACAGCAAUGCAUAUGCUCCAGCAUCCGAUGGUGGUCCACGUAUACCACCCGUACCGCCAGCCGGAUGGCGUGAAUCACUGCCAGUCGGUGAAUGGCCACUGCUCUCACCUCUGCCUGCCAGCUCCCAGGAUCAAUGACCGGAGUCCUCGCAUUUCCUGCGCCUGUCCCACGGGUCUGAAGCUGAUGGUCGAUGGCCUCAUGUGUGUCGAAGAUCCUCUUUAUGUGGCUCCCGCCACGAAACCCCCGCGAGCCCGCAAAACGAAACCCAGACCGAAAACCCCGCGACGACGACUGCCCACCGGUGUCCAAGUGGGUCAUGCUGACAUUCGGAUCGGGAUUAACGAUGAUCUCCGGCUGAGCACCAGGCUGCCCCUGUUGCCCGCGACUUUCGUUGCCGACCAGCGUCCAGUGAAGAACCAGACCCAAAUCGAAAAGACCACAACGCCCAGUGAGCAGCCGGAUUCCGGCUUUAUUGCGCUGGUGGUUAUAGCCAGUCUCAGUGGAUUGGCAGUCCUGCUGUCGGUGCUCCUGCUCAUUGGCUACCGCUACUGCAGCAAGCGACGCAUCAACUCGAUGAACUUUGAGAAUCCCAUCUACCGCAAAACCACCACCACAGAGGAUCAUUUCAGUCUCCGGAAAAACCUACCGGCCCGGAUCUACGACCAUACCAGUGUCAUGGAUGAGGAGUACUCCCCCGUCAUAGGCAUAUCCUCGUAUUAGACUGAUUCCCUUGGAAUCGUGUGAAAUGUGGAUUGAAUGAUUCUUUCGCUUGGUCGCUGGAAAAGUGGAACGACCAAAGCUGACUCGAGACCCGCGGCAGAAAACACGCGCCUGAAGACUGAGCAACUCUGUGUAUUGUGUAAAUUAAUUAUUUUAAAAUUUUAAGGCACGGCAAGGACGACGGGUCACCUUGGGGCGCAUCCUCAAAGGAUGCUGUACAAAAUACUAUGUCGCAGAGUUCUAUCGCAAAAAACAGAAAAGUAAAAUUACAGUAACGAGAAGCGUAAAACACAAAACGAGAUGUUUAAGUGAAAUCUAAUUGCUAAUUAUAAAUUACAUAGUUCCAAACUGUAUAUAGCUGUAAGUGUGCAUUAUUUUUAAAUGAAGCAAAUUAACAUUAAUAUACGUAAACAUGACAAAAGGAUCAUAGUGCUUAUGGUCGGUCUACUAUUUGAGAGAGUUGAGAAAUUAUAUUUCUGUUGUCGAGGAGCAGAAUCGUUUUAUUAUAUUACCACUAUUACUACAUACGUAUUAGCCUUUUGUUAACUGUAUUGUUAAGUGUACAUACAUAUGUAUAUGUCUCCCCACUAAAAGAAAGAUAUGAUGAAUAAUAAACUCAGAACAUACUUAUGUGUAGCAUA